Paramecium pentaurelia is the source of this 1710-nucleotide messenger RNA. The record is from the annotation of a GenBank genome assembly. Lineage: Eukaryota; Ciliophora; Oligohymenophorea; Peniculida; Parameciidae.
AUGGACAAAUUGUUUAUUGGUAUACGAGCUGAAGAUAAAUCGUAUAUGGAAAGAAGAACACCUAUCCCUCCCCAUGAUUGCAAGUAUAUUAUGGAAAAAGUAAAUUAAUUCAAAAUUGUCAUAGCAUAAUCGAAUUUAAAUUGUUGUAUAGCCUUCAACUAAGAGAAUUUUCACAGAUGAACAAUAUUUAGAGGUGGGAUGCAUGGUUUAAGAAGAUCUAUCGAUCUGCAGAGCAAUUAUUUGUAUUAAAGAAAUCCCGCUAGAAAAAUAUAUUGAAGGAAUGACAUAUUUAAAUUGGUCUCAUACUUUAGAGGGUGAACCAUAUAAUAUGCCAGCCUUGGAUGUGAUGCUUUAGAAAAAUAUUAGGCAUUUGGAGUAUGAACGAAUUUAUGACGAUAACGUAAACAAAUAAUAUACUAUAAUAGGGUGUUAACAUAACUUCAUUCCCUUAUGCUGGAAUUGCAGGAAUAAUCACAUUCUUGAAUGAAUACGGCAAGUAUUUACUCAAAAGAGACAUGAAUACUCCAUUUCUAUAAAUCGGCCCAACUUACUAAUAUUAUAAUAAAAAAGAUGCUUAUGAAGCCUUAUAGAAGGCAGGUUAAGCCAUUAUAGAAAGAGGACUCCCUCCUAAAUUAGGGUUGCCUUUAAUAAUUGGAGUUAUGGGUUCAACUGGUUCUUGCGGAAAAGGAUCAUUGGAGGCUUUGUCGCAACUUCAAAUUACUUUAGUUAACCCAGAGGAUUUGAAGGAAUUAGUUAGGAACCCUAAUGAUAAAAAACAUAGAAACACAGUUUAUGUUUGUCCUUUCAAAACCACAGAUUUGGUCAGACAUAAACAUGAUGUUCAUAAAGAAUUUACAUCCUAAGAUUAUUAUGAAAAUCCAUUAGAUUAUGAACCUAUUUUCCAUUAGACAUAUUUACCCUAUCUCACUAUUCUUGUUAAUGAUAUUUAUUGGGAAUACAAGUUUCCUCGAUAUGUUACCGAUUCCUAAAUUAAAGUAAAAAUAUAUAUAUUUUAGGAAUUAGUUGAAUCUGGAAAUAGUAGAUUGCAAGCUGUAUGUGAUGUCACAUGUGAUUUAGAAGGUUCCAUCUAAUUCUUAAAGAAGUUUACUAACCCUGAUCACCCUGUUUAUUAUUAUAAUCCGAUAUCUCAAUAGAUUCAUGAUGAAUUUGAUUUUAACUCUCAAAAUGACAUAAUGUAUAUGUCUAUAGAUUUCUUGCCGUCCCAAAUGCCAUAUGAAGCUAGUAUGGAUUUUGGAAAGGCUUUAAGAGAUAUCGUUCCUCAUUUAGCCUAUUCAGACCCUACCAAACCAUUAGAAGAAAGCGGAUUACCUGAGUUUUUGUAAAAUGCAACUGUUACACUACAUGGUUAACUAACCUAAAAAUUUUAAUACAUUAAUGAAUUAAGAAAACUAAAUGAAACAGAAAAUGACCAUCAAUAGUUCAAAAUGAUUACAUCAUAUUAUUCAAACAAAUUGAAUGCAACCAAAGAAAAUAAUGCUUUUGGCAAUAAUUUACUACCUUAACAAUUACUGUAAUUAAUAAAUUCAUCAUUUUAGGUCACCAAACUCCCAUUCACAGGAAUAAACAUGCUAAUAAGAAAAUUCACCUAAAAUUUUAAAUAUGCCUUCAAAUAUUAGAGAAAUUUAAAUAGAUGAGGCUAGAAAAAUCAAUAAUCAACAAACAUUCGAUUCACAAAUCUAAAUUUAAUGA